AUGCCGCCUGGCUCGGCGGCUGGUGCCGCCGGAAGGGCGGCAGCUGCCGCCUGUCGGUGGGGCGGUCAUGCCCCGCCUCAAUCGCUGGGCCGGGGGUGCCGCCUGGGAGCGCAGCAGGCUGCGCCCAGUCGGUGGGGCGGCAAGGCCCCAGCCCGGAUCUGGGCGGCAGGUGUCCGCCCGAGCUGGGCGGCAGGUGGCGCCCAGGGGUGGGGCCAGGCCCGCCUGCGCGGCGACCAGGCCCGCGCCGCCCUGGCGGGCAGGCCUCGCCGCGCGCGCUGGGCGGCAGCUGCCGCGCCGGGCGGCAGGCCCCGCCCGCACCGGCCGGGCGGCAGGCCUUCGCCGCCCGCCGGGCGCAGGCCCUCGCCCAGGCAGUGGGGCGGCAGGAUGCCGCCAUUCCCGGCGGCCGGCUUCCGCCCGUGGCCUGCGGCAAGGCGCCGCCGUGCCCGGCGGCCGGCGCCGCCUGUGGCCCGGUGGUGGACACCGUGCCUGCUCGGGGGCAUUUUUGGGGAAGUUCCGGACCGUCCGAAAAAAUAUUCGGGACCUGUUCCGCGAUCCUCGCCUGAUUCCGGACGUUUUAAGAUACAUAUUGACUAG
Messenger RNA from Jatropha curcas, 594 nucleotides. NCBI's taxonomy places the organism in Eukaryota, Viridiplantae, Streptophyta, Magnoliopsida, Malpighiales, Euphorbiaceae. The record is from RefSeq and is a predicted model, not a curated record.